AUGAUCCAUGUUUCGGCUUUUCGGAACGCCAUGUGGUCUAUCAUUGGUUGGUUGCCGUGGCUAUGUGGAGCGGCGGCAGCGGCUCCCGUGGGGUUGAUCCGAAAGCAUCCGCAGUCGCAUCUGUCCACGGCGCAGGGUGCUCUGCAGGGCUUGUGGGAAACUCAUGAUCGGGCUCCCACAGGGCACAAAUUCCAGCAUCUUCAUGGCUUUCAAGCGGCCUUCGAGGAGAUGAAGGCCAUAGAAAAGGCCGCCGAAGAAAGGGAAAGAUGGGAUGCGGUGAAGCAGCAAUUGGAGGAGGAGUGUGCCGCCGCUGGAGAGUCGUGCAAGAAGUCCAUUGGAUUGGUCAAGGAUCAGAACCCCGAGGACAAGGAAGCAAAGAUGGAGUACCUUUGUACGUCGCAAGCCCUCAGUUGCCUUUCGGCCAACAUGGGCAAAUGUGGCGCCUUUCAUGACGAAGUGACGGAGAUCCAAAAGCAGUGGCAAUGCGAAGCCAUGCGAUGUUCUGCUGCAGGCCCCAACUGCAGCACCGCAAUCACCUUCCUGGAAAUGGAUGAUUCCAAACUCACCGAUGAAACACGGCACAAGAAGUCGCGCUUUCUAUGCUCAAAAGAGGCCAGGCAGUGUUUGACCGACCACAAGGAUAUUUGCAAGACGGGCUUCGAUAUUGUGUCGACGGCCAUGGAGAUGGGCCACUGUGACAAGAUCCUGUGUUCAGAAAAGGGUGACGAUUGUCGAACGGCUGUGACAUUCCUGACACAGGAUCCCGUGAGCAACGUCACGGUGAAAGAGUCCAAAGAAAAGUGGUCCUACUUAUGUGGAGAUGCAGCAUUCCAUUGCUUGGAGAAGAACCUGGAGCAGUGCACUCGUUACUACAAUUCCCUGAAGUUGGCCUUUGCGGAGGGUCAUUGUAACUCUGCACGCUGUGCUGGUGAAGGUCCGGACUGCGCGAGAAUGGUGGACUAUUUGUCACAGCCCGACAAGUUCUACUAUGGAGAGGAGUUGAGAAACAAGACCAAAUUCCUUUGUGGUGAUAAGGGCAUCGCGUGUAUCAUGGAACACGGCACCUGUGCCGAAUUCCAAGAAGCUGCCAAGAAGGAGUAUAAAAGCUCGGCAUGUGGAAGAUCCGAGCAUGCACAGGUGGAGAUGCCGACUUUGCCCCCGGAUGGCCAGGUGGACGCGCGAACAGAUGCGGAACGCGCCUAUGCGAAGCAAAAAAUCAAGGAGAAGGAAGAGAAAGAAAAGAAGAUGCUAGUGACGGCCAAAGCGCAGGGAGAAAAUCCGAAAGCGAAGGUAGUAAAGUCAGGAGCAGAUGACAAAGAAGGUUCCACAUCAAAGGACCAGCGAGAGAGCGCUGGCGAGGGCAGCGAGGGCAGCGAGGCUGGGAGCAACAAGAAGCCUGCCAUGACAAAGGAAGAGAAGGAGAAGGCCGGCAAAAAGAUUUUCGCAGCCCUGGUGGUUGGUGUGGUUGCCAUCGGUGGCUUCAUUUAUUGGCGGAGGCGAAACUCCAAGAGUGCCUUGGCCAUGGAAUUUCUUGUGCCGCAGGAAGUGAAGGAACCAGCCCAACAGCUUCGCCCAAGUGGGAUUGCAUUGGAACUCCUCACUGACAUCCAGCUUAGGCCUAAGAAGCCGCUAAGACCCAAGCUGGAGAUGCUGCACAAAAUGAAGGAACAGGCCAAAUUCCGAACGCCGCUUCCGGUGCUCGCCUCCUGCGUCGCCUGCCGCGGCCGACCUCGGCGUAAAGCGCUGCCGGUGAGGCUGAAGACACAGCUGCAACGACGGCGCUUGGAACACGAAAUCAGUGAUGACCUGGUUGCCGCCUGGCUUUCCCUUGCCGACCCAAGCGCCGAAAUCGCGGAGUUCGACAACGGUUCCGAAAUUUCGGAGGCGAAGCCAGCCACGGAGAUGGCGUGGACAUUGAAGAAGAAGGACCCCAAGGCGUAUUUUUCGUACCUGGCGAAGCAUCCUGAGGUCUACGCAAAGCAGCAGGAAGACCGUGACCGUUGGAGGGAAGGACUGCCGCAGGUGCUAAUGGUGGCGGAAAAGCCCAGUGUGGCGCGUUUGGUCAGCGACUUUCUAUGUGGCACCCGGCCGCGCGAGCGCCGGGGCAUUGCAGUGGCCUGUCCAGUGCUGGAGUUUGUGGCCGUCUUCCCGCCCACCGGGCAGCGCAGCGUCAUCACGGUGACGUCGGUCAUUGGACACAUCUUCCAGUUGGAAUUUGAUGGAGAACACUCCUCAGACCUGGUGGAUCUGUACACAGCCCCCGUGGUCAAGGUCUUCACCGACUCCGCGCGCAAAGCGCGCUUGGCGGAGCAUCUGACGGACUUGGCCAAGGAUUCGGCGCAGCUUUGCCUGUGGCUGGAUGCAGACCGGGAAGGUGAGAACAUCGGCUUUGAGGUCAUCGCGCUCUGUAAGGAAUACUUCGAUGAGACAAAGAUCCAUCGUGCCAUUUUCUCGGCCCUCACAAAGGAUGAGGUGCGUGCUUCGUUUCAGGCGCUCGGCCGACCGAAUGCAGAUGUCGCGAGAGGAGUGGAUACACGACAAGAGCUGGACUUGCGCGUAGGAAUCGCCUUCAGUCGCCUGCUGACGCGGCACCUGCGGAACACUCCAGUGGCCACCGAGGGUCAGAAAGGCGGCCUCAAGCCGUCCAUCACCUACGGACCGUGCCAAACGCCAGCCUUGGGGUUCUGUGUGGCGCGACAGGAGGAGAUCGAUAGCUUUCAGCCGCAGAAGCUGUGGAGUCCAGUGCUGAAUGUGGAGGUUUCUGGGUGUCAGCUGCAAUUUGAAUGGGAGCACAGUGAAACGCAGGACCCGACUGCGGCUGAAGCCAUCCGCAAGGCCUUGCAGGGCACGACCUCAGCACCACUGGCGCUGUCCAUGAAGGAGGAGCCCUUGCCACGACCAGUGGGGUUGAACACAGUGUCGCUAUUGCGCGCCGCCAGCAAUGCCUUAAAUCUCGGGCCGAAGCAAACCAUGAAAGUGGCGGAGGAGCUGUAUUCCUCAGGUUUGAUCAGCUAUCCACGGACAGAAACCAGUCGCUACCACAGCACCUUCGACCCGCGCGCCUCGCUGCGGCCGCUGGCCGCCUCCGCGGCUGCGCCGUUGCUUUCAGCGGCGGCGGAGAAGGCGCUGAGGACCUGGAAAUCCACGGCGCAACGGCAGAGCUAUCGUGCCCGGGAUGUGGGAGACCACCCACCCAUCGUGCCACUGCGGUCACCGGAACGGGGUGAGAUCUAUGGGCAGCAGAAGCGAAUCUACGACUACGUGUGCCAACACUUCGUGGCGUCCUGGCUGAGUGAUGUGACGUUGCAACGCUAUGAGGCCACCUUGGAGGUCGCUGGUUUCCGGUUCCAGCUGUUGCUGCGUCAACGGAGAGAUCCCGAUCCGGGCUGGCUGCGGGCUAUGCCCUGGCGCAUCGGCGAGCUCUCCCUGGACCUCACCGGCCUGGAGCGCCUCACCGCGCUGCUGCGACGCCUGGACGGCCGCCCGGUCGCCUGGCGCCCGACGGCCGCGGCGCUGCGGCAGCGCUGGACGGAGGCGCCGAAGCCGUUGACGGAGGCGGAGCUGGUGGAGCUGAUGGACCAACAUGGCAUCGGCACCGAUGCUUCCAUCCCUCAGCACAUUCAGACCAUCCAGGAUCGUCGCUACGUCCAGCUGGUCGACGGCCAAGGGCAGCCCAUCGUUGCAACGCAUCGGGGUGGCCCCCAGGGCCCCAAGGGCCCCAAGGGCCAACGUGCACCGAAACGAGCACCGGGCAGAUUCUUGGUGCCCACUGCGAGAGGUCUAGCGUUGGUGAGAGGUCUCUCCACCUGCGACGCCACUCUCUGUGAGCCGGAAGUUCGCGCCCUCAUCGAGCGCGAGUGCGCCAUGGUCGCCACUGCCGAGCUGACAUCAGCGGAGGUCCUGCGGCGCAAUGUGGCGCUAUUCCAGGGGAAGUUUCAGCGCGUGGCUGGAGCCAUGAAUGAAGUGCGCAGCUUCUUCGAAACCGCGCCUAACGCCCAAAGCGGCGAAGCAAAGAACGCGGCGAAAGUCAUGGAUGAAUCAAAGGAUGAAGCCAAGCCGGAGGGUGGAGAAGAGGGGAAGGCAGCAGCUUCCACAGACGAAGUGAAAGUUGAGGAGCCGCAGCCAGAAACAGCCGAGCCGGCCGCGGCACCGGCUCCGGCACCGGCUCCGGCCGCUCCGAAGGCUGCUCCGAAGGCGGGUGAAACUGGCCCAGAGGAGCCCAGGGAAUACUGA
This is a messenger RNA of Cladocopium goreaui, 4233 nucleotides long. The record is from the annotation of a GenBank genome assembly. Lineage: Eukaryota; Dinophyceae; Suessiales; Symbiodiniaceae.